Triplophysa rosa is the source of this 3238-nucleotide messenger RNA. It is a transcript of the gene mmrn2a, whose product is annotated as multimerin 2a. The coding region runs from base 104 to 3235 and encodes 1043 amino acids. The transcript is spliced from 8 exons. Gene Ontology annotation, molecular function: protein binding. NCBI's taxonomy places the organism in Eukaryota, Metazoa, Chordata, Actinopteri, Cypriniformes, Nemacheilidae. The record is from RefSeq and is a predicted model, not a curated record.
UUUUCAUACAGCACUACGGAGCUUAAAAAACAACUAGUUUUCCAACUUAGUGUUGGCCUUGGGCUUUGUAGAGCUUCCUUUGUGUUUAGAGGAGGACAUAGACAUGGCAGUACUGAGGUUGGCAGUGUUACUCCAAGGGCUGCUCCUUGCGGCACGGUGUGAGGUCAGAGCAAGAGACCCGGAGGUGGAAGAGGAAGACUUGAAGGACAUGUCAGAUGGUGCCGGAUGGACACGAGAAGUUCCAUUGGUAGGGUUUGGGGCACCUCAUAAUGUUGAUGGACUAAACAAGAGCCCUGAUGUCUAUGGAGCUAUCCACCAUCCUCUGGAUCAUAAACAUCAUGAUCCCAACCAUGGACAUCCCUCUCCGGAUGUGCCCAUGACUCCAACAGCUGAAACCGUGAGCCAUGGAUCUCUUCCACGCACAGGGAAUUGGUGUGCGUUCGUGCACAAGCGCGCUGUUAGCGUGGCAGUAGCCUGUGGAACAGAGAAGUACAUUAUCAAGUCCCAAAGUCCCUGUCCUAACGGCACUCCAGACUGCCAGAUAGUCCUGUACAAGAUCUCCACUCGCCCAGUGUACAGACAAAAAGAGAAAAUCUACACUGCACUACAAUGGCGAUGCUGUCCUGGACAUGCGGGGGAACAUUGUGAGGACACAGUCGCAGACGGUCGUGUCUCUGACUCUGAAGACCCCAUCAAGGCAAGCCAUCCACAUCACGGAGGGCAUGAAAACAGCCAAGGACAUACGCUGACUGAGCAGUCAGAGAAUCAGAACAGAGAACAAAAUGACUUUCAAAUGUUAGGCAGUCCACUGUAUGAAGCUCAACAUCCUGAUGCGGAGAAUCAAACAACAGCGGAAUCCAGCGACAACAAUGAACACAGCCGCCAUACAGGCCAUGAACACCAUCAGGACUUAGAGGGGAGAGAUCCCUACGCUAUAAAUGAAGGAAUUUCCAAUCCUGAAACAUCUUACCUUCACCAUGGACUUCUGCCAAUCUUGAAGGAGGCCGUGUUGUCUCAGCUGCAACCCGUCUUGGAGAAUUUCAAUCUAACCCUGGAGCGCCUCUUUCAGGAGGUGCAGGGCUUGCAACACGACAUGGCCCAACUCCGCCAUCAACAAGGGCAGAGGAGGGUCAGUGAACCUCCGCAGUUUGAUGGCGAGGAGCACGAUCAGCGGGAGAUGGUUGAGGCAGAGCUGAAAAAGAGCUUACAAAAGCUGGAGGAGGUAAAAGCUCAGUUUCACAACCACCGCAGUGAGAUAGAAGAGAAGCUCCAUACGCAACACAGCAUGCUGGUCUACAACCUGACCAAUUUCAAGACAGAAAUGGACCUCAAAAUCAAGCGGAACCAAAAGAUGUUACAGGUCAAUCUUCACUCUCUGAACUCAUCAAUGGCUGACGUAAAGCAGGAGCAAGAGAGGCUAGAUGAGGAACUUCAGAGGGUCUGGCCUGAAAAGACACCUGAUCCUAAGCCUCAUGAGAGCACAGCAGUCUGGGAAGCCAUCACUCGACUGGAUAACAAAGUCAUGAACAACACAGUGGAAAUCAGUGUCUUGACUGAAGGCCAAGAACAAGUAAUCCAGAACAUCGAGGACCUCCAGAGUGCAUGGAGGGAUCUGGAAGAGAGGAUAGCACAGAGUGGCAGAGAAUACCAGAUUAAGUACAUGGAGACUGGUUUGGAGGUGGAUGCGGCCAAAGUAACCGUGCUUGAGCAAAUAAAAGUGUUGAGCAGCAAUAUCAGUGCGGUUCAAGGAGCUCUGCUGGACAUGGAGAUAGAUGUUGAUUAUCUCUUCACACAGUAUUAUAAGAACAUAAGUUCAUCAGCUGGUGACUGCAACUGCUUGGAUCUUAGGACAUCUGUGACACAACUGGAGAAAAGUUUUGCUUAUGUGAUGGAGAUAGCGAAUGAAAACCGGUUGGUCCGGCUUAGCGAGGCAAAAAUAAGGGAUAAUAAUGGUGCUUGGGUUCCGUCUGUUGAUGAUUUGAAACAAGGGCUUCUUAAUGUGCAAAAGUCACUAGCGUUCGAGCAAGAAAAGAGCAGGAUGUUACAGCACAACAUGACCCAGCUCCAGACCUCCCUUCUGGGCAGCCAGGAGGACAUCGAAGCACUCCAAGAACAGGACAGGGCCAAGGUUGAGAAGAUUCAUCAGCUGGCAAGCACCUUCAACACCCUGCUGCAGGACGCUAUUCGGCACUCUGAGAUACUGGAAGUGUUGCUUGGAGAAGAGGUACUGGAGUUUAUGGAACAGUCUCAUCAGGACCAGAGGCAGUACUCUAUACCGGCACUAAGGGAAAGCAUUAAAGAUAUGCAAGCGCAGAUUAAUGGACACAGCCUUAGUUUAGCCUCGAUGUUGAACCCGGCCGCCCCUGCGGCGGAUGAGCCCUCGAUGCUGGAAGACUGGCCGAAAAGGAGACUUGGGGAUCAAAAAUUUGAUCCGUUUGGGGAACAGCCAGAAUACUCUGACAUUGACUUUUGGACUUUAGAGAAAACCGUAAAAGAGCUCGGUGCUCACAUCCGACAACUUGAGGACCGUCAUUGUCUUUCCUGUUGCAACUGCACUAAAUCUGCUACAGCUGCUGAUGUGGAGGUCAGACUGGAGGAGGAGGUGGCUACCUUACGAAAGAACCUUGAGGUUCAUCUUGAAGUUUUUAACAGCAUUUUCAGUAAUACAGAAAGACUUGUUGGCUCAGAGGCUUCUGUGGAUUUGGAUCGAUUGUCAGCUUUGUUGAAAAGAAAGGAAGUAAAGCAACAAAAUAAGAAGCAAACAAAGAGACCAAAAAGAGGCCUUCAAGGUAAUAUCCGAAGCAGGAGGGAUGCGUCGCUGGAAUCAGCCGUGCUCCGUCAACUUCCGGACACUCCGUUCAUGUUCCUGGCCAGCACUACAGAUGGUGCUAAUGGAUCUGGCACAGUUGUUUUCGAGCGUGUGGCCCUAAAUCAUGGACAAACAUACUCACCGAAAACAGGCACAUUUCACACUCCUGCCUCAGGUGUCUACCUCUUUGUGGUGACACUGGACUUUGGACCAGGCCCUUCUCUGGCUCAGUUAAGGCGAGGUGGGGAUGUAGUUGCCUCCUUGCGGCAACCCCAGAUAAAGUUGGGUGCACCUGCUACACGCGUCUGUAUCCUGCAGUUAGAACAAGGAGAGGAGCUUCAUCUAGAACUGCUGCAGGGAAAUGUAGAGAGCGGCAACCAGAAAGAUAACACUUUUGCUGGUCUACUAAUGCUCCAGACCACCUGAAGG